Entrophospora sp. SA101 is the source of this 798-nucleotide messenger RNA. Lineage: Eukaryota; Fungi; Glomeromycota; Glomeromycetes; Entrophosporales; Entrophosporaceae. The record is from the annotation of a GenBank genome assembly.
AUGGAACAAACUGGCUAUAAGAUUACUUUAACCGUUUCCAGUCUCGAAGAUGGUCGUUGGGUUACACAGUAUGAUUAUGAUGGCAACAUCAACAUAAAUUGCAUACCACAUUCUCUUAUAAAUGGACAAUCCGAGGCUAUUUCUAGUGUUUCAAGUCAUUUUCUCGGUGGAAUAAAAGGUUAUCUCUUCUUUGCGAUGGGUGAUGCUAAUUCAAGCAAUUUCCUUAUCCCCUGGGAUGUUCCAACAAUCGAUAUUAAUUUUGCCUGUCAAAAUGGAACAAGUUUAAGAUGUUGCCCUCUCCUAGCACACCAAAUUUCUUCACAACACCAUUCACGUUGUGCAACAAUUAUUCUCGUAAAUAAGACUGGCUAUAAGAUUACUUUAACCGUUUCCAGUCUCGAAGAUGGUCGUUGGGUUACACAGUAUGAUUAUGAUGGCAACAUCAACAUAAAUUGCAUACCACAUUCUCUUAUAAAUGGACAAUCCGAGGCUAUUUCUAGUGUUUCAAGUCAUUUUCUCGGUGGAAUAAAAGGUUAUCUCUUCUUUGAGAUUGGUGAUGCUAAUUCAAGCAAUUUCCUUAUCUCCUGGGAUGUUCCAACAAUCGGUUCCCCUGUAUAUUCCAGUGAUGGACUUUCUGAAGAAAAGUAUACCAUUAAGUCCCAGAGAAGCCUUAACGAUACAGUUUAUUAUGUUACAGUUGAUUCAAAAACUCAUUGGAAUAUGAUACAAGGACAACAAUCUUAUAAUCCCUUCAUACAGCAAGGACAACAAGAAAAACAUACUUCAGAAGCCUUUUGA